AUGGAAGACCUACGAAAAGGGAAGGUGUUCAAGUCGGCUUUCGAAAGCAACACGUUUGAGGCAGAUGGCUCUAUUCAUGUGGAUCGUAAAGUUGGGUCGGCAACAAUCUCGCCCUCUGGACGAGAUAUUGCGCUCGCAUCUACGGACGGCCUCGACAUAAUUGACCUCGAUUCGCCCCUUAAUCCUCCUCGACAUCUUCGACAUGGACUUCCGUGGCUGGUGGCCGACGUUCAAUGGUCGCCAUUUGCAGUGCGGGAUUACUGGGUGGUCAGCACUGCAAACCAGAAAGCUCUUGUAUGGAAUCUUAAUAUGCAGGAAGAUACGGCUCAAGGUGCGAUCGAGCACACUCUAAACGGGCAUACGAGAGCCAUCACGGAUAUAAACUUUUCUGCGCAUCACCCGGAUAUUCUUGCAACAUGUGCAGUAGAUGGUUAUGUUAAUUGUUGGGAUUUGCGUCGACCCAGGCAACCUGUUCUGACGUUCUGCGAUUGGUUUGCUGGAGCAACUCAGGUCAAAUACAAUCGUCAGGACUCCCAUAUUCUUGCUUCAUCUCAUGAUCGUUGGCUGAGAAUAUGGGAUGACAGAAAAGGAGCUUCACCAAUAAGAUCCAUAAACGCUCACGAAUCAAAGAUUUACGGAGUAGACUGGAAUCGAACACGGGCUACUAGCCUAAUAACGUGUUCUUUAGAUAAAAGCAUUAAAUCAUGGGACUAUAGUAAUGAGCUAGAUGAACCCGAACGGUUGAUUCGCACAGAUUUUCCGGUUUGGAGGGCUCGUCAUACACCAUUCGGAUGGGGCAUAUUGGCCAUGCCGCAAGAUACUCCAGGUGUUCUGCAUCUCUAUGAUCGUCGAAAGCAUGAAGAAAAUCAAGAAGGAGUGGCAGCAUCUACUGUUGCGACUUUCUCUGGCCACGGAAACCACAAAGUGAAAGAGUUCCUGUGGAGGAGUCGCGGUGGCAUCACAGAUGAAGGCGUUGAUAAUCGCGAGUUUCAGCUUGUUUCCUGGGGUGAAGAUAAUCAGCUGCGCUUGGAGCAUGUCAGUUCUAAAACACUCGAGAAAGUGGGCUAUGUGAAAGGAAGUCAAGUGCACAGAAAGCUGAAUGUUACGCGCAAAGGAGCAGCAUACAAGACAUUUCGCACUGUGGAGAGCGGUUCGACUGAGAAGAAGGGAGGCACACUCACCGGAAGUAUAGCGGGUACAUCUGGUUUCAAGGUUUCUGCUUUGAGCGCUGGAAUGAAGAAAAUGUCCUAUCGGCGUAAUACUCGAACUCACAUGAUGGUUCCAGCACCAGCUGUCACAGGAAAAGAUAAAUCAUCAAAAUCUGACGACCAAAACCAAAAGCAAAUUGGUUGGAUGAGUGGUAUCAAGUUCACUAAGUUGGAGAAUUCAAACACGCAACAGAGACGUCCCACUUCACGACGGUUCUCUCUUUUGAGCCCAGAAUUCCAAGAUGACGGCGAUUGGGAUCAUCCAGAAAGCUUACAUGACGAAAUCAUCCGAAUUCAUGAACAGCUUCCGAAGAUCACAUUCGACGAUGUGAACAUGGACAAAAGAACUAUAGAAGCCUCCAUGAAUGGUCCGUGGGGAGAAAACGGCAACCCGAUAUAUAUCAAAGCUACGAUUACAUUUCCCAACCAGUAUCCGGAGAGUAAAGCGCCUACCUUUACCUUGGGGAAAACAUCGCUGAUGUCAGACGAGAUUCAUCAAAAAUUGAAACGAGAGGUACACCAAAUCGCCUCAGAAUUUGUUUCUCGUCGACAAGGCUGUUUAGAAGCCACUCUUUGCUACCUUUUAGGUGAAGUUGACUUGGAGACAAGCACGACUUUCUUCAACGAAGGCAUCGAUAGCGAUGAGGAUCUCGGAGCACUGGCAGAUGAAAGCUCGAGUGAUGAUGACGAUGUUGACAUACCCGCUGGCGCCUCAGCAAUGAUGUCUCAAGAGCUUGAUUCGAGCGCUACGGGAGAUAUGCUCACUCCAGUCAACCGAAAUGCCAAUGUUCCUCUACCCAGGCUCUGCGGUGCUCGAUUUUCACCGAACGGGAAACUAGCCUGCUUUUUUCCACCUAAGGAAGAUAAGGUUAAAUCACUUCUGGAAACACUUGUCGCCAACAAUAACGCUCGUUCCAGAGGCGAACCAAGUUUCGAGACCUUUGGAAGAUUACAUAACAACAGUUCUCCUGUCCCCCGUGUGAAGAGUGUAUCUAUUGCUUCAGAGAGCAAGACCGACUCGGAUGCAUCUGAAGAAUCUGAGCUAUCGUCUUCAAGCGGUUCAGAUUCAUCGCAUUAUCGGGUUAACCGAUUCCCAAUUGCCCAGUAUUUUGGCAAUGUGAAAGGUCAUAAAACCUGGAUCAGAGGUCCACCAACAAUCUUGUCUCAGAGAUCCAGCGCAGCUGGUACGGGGACCGGGACAGGAACCGGCACAGGUAUUGGUGGUCGGAGACACACAUCUAAACCAAAGAACAUAGUCUCUCUUCAUCAAAUCUCGGACCUUCUGCCAUCGAAGGUAGCUCUCGCAGACGAGUAUGCAAUCUUUGGCGAUGGGCCAGAUGUAUGUGAGCACAAUGCAGCUGUCGCUGAGAAGCACGGUUUUGUUGAGACUGCAGAUGUAUGGAAAUAUGCGGCUAUGCUUCUACAUAAUGAGGUGCCACUAGAGCUGCUUGAUCAGACUCACCGUAGCCAACCGAUAUUCGUCAUUGCGAAGGAAGCUGCCAAGCGACAUCGUAGAGACAGUGGAUCUGACAGUGGUUUAGAUGUUUCAUAUGAUUCUCACGGCCGUAGAAAUAGUUUAUCUGGACGAGUGAAGUGGGGACACAGCCCACUUGCAAAACAGCUCAUUAGUGAUUUGUUCGUUCACUACGAGCGGCUUGCCGAUGUUCAGAUGCUAGCCAUGCUGUCUUGCGUUUUCAAUGAACCGCAUUCUGAAGAGUCUAUUGCUCGCCCGGAGAUGCAUAUGACACAACCACAAACACCAUUACCCAUGAAAACACCAGCGUUCUCUCUUGACUAUUUUCCAACCGACGCCGCUGCGUGGAGUAAAUACCUUAAAACUCCAAUCAACUCCGUUGUAUCAACACCAAAGAUCUCUCAGACCCCGUCAGGGUUGUAUGGCUCAGUUGGGUCCUCCAAUGGAGGUACUUGGGGCAGCGAUCCUGCUUCGACCUCGUACUCCUGUGGAGAAACGCCGCCUCUUCGCUCGGCGCGAGGAAGUCAGGAACAACUCCACAACACCACCCAAAGCUUGUCAACGUCUCCAGAUAAUGCAAGAAGCUUUCGCCGAGUGAACUCGGGGUUUGCAGCAACGAGUUUAGCUGCUUUGUCGCGUCCCUUUUCGAUGGCAGCCUCUUCGUCACCCCCAAAUCCACCGCCAAGUCGUAAACGCCCUAGUCCCGUUGACAACAUAGUGAAUGCAGUUACAUGGGGAGGGGCUACCGUGCUUGGUAGUGUGAAAGAGCAGCAUUCUUUGGACAUAUCUUCCUACUCGGACGACGAAGACAUGAAAGAUGAUUGGCAACCCACGAUUUGCACGGGAAUUAGUCUCACCAUGGAAAACCAAAGCGCUUUCGACGACGAAGGGUGUCUUAAUUCCGGGUUGUUGGAGGUCACCCAUUCUUCGCUGUAUGCCAGCUAUCGCAGAGCUUACGCAGAACUUCUUUUUCUAUGGGGCCACCCAUUAGCUCGACUUGAAGUGCUGAAAUUCAACGGCCUCAAAGAGAACUUCAUAGAGACUGAGUCAUCGGACAACAAGUCUUAUGCUGCGUCAGUCCUUUCAAACAAUACUCUGACCUCAGCCCUCGAUGUCGCACCUCCUUCACCAAUAUUUCUUGGCAAGAAAGACAUACCACCUCCAACUCGACCAUCAAAUGAUCAUGGUCUCAACGUCACAGGGUACUGCCUGAAGCACGAGACACGACUGGAACCGCUCGAUGCUCAUCUUGGUGGCGGCGGAGCUGUCGGUCGUUGCGAAAAGUGCAAACACACCCAACGUCAAUUGCGCUGCACGAUAUGCGUGGAGCCUGUCUCCGCACUUUUCGCUUCUUGUCUAUCUUGUGGCUGUGUGACUCACCAGUCUUGCCUCCUGUCCUAUCACUCACAUGGAAAUACUCACUGUCCUGGCGGCUGUGACUGCGAUUGUGGCAAGAAAGCUAAUGAUUGCCUCGUUGAGAGCUGGAAUUAUUUGACAAGCGCGAUCGAGGAAAUGAGGAGAUUAGAUGAGCUGAAUAAAGGCGACGUAAAGAAAGAAGGCAAAGAUGGGAAGGAAGGUUUGUCGGGUUGGGAGGGCGAGGAGAAAAGUGAAUGGGAUGAUAGUCGAGGUAGUAACGUGGGUCUGGGUGCUCAAUUAAGAGGGAGGUUGAGCCAGGUCAAGGGGGGAGAAUGGGGAAUGGGUGGGGCUAAGAGGCGGGCUAGCAGUCUGAGGAAGGUUGAUAUGUGA
Messenger RNA from Glarea lozoyensis ATCC 20868, 4428 nucleotides. RefSeq names its product WD40 repeat-like protein. Gene Ontology annotation, molecular function: protein binding. Bases 1 to 4428 code for a protein of 1475 amino acids. The transcript is spliced from 2 exons. NCBI's taxonomy places the organism in Eukaryota, Fungi, Ascomycota, Leotiomycetes, Helotiales, Helotiaceae. The record is from RefSeq and is a predicted model, not a curated record.